AUGGAUGCUGCCCUGUACCCCAGCCCUGCCCAGGAAUCCCCCAACUGGCAGGUUCCCCUGGAAAACUGCACAGUGGCUCUGCAGCCCCUGCUCCCCUCCCUGGUGGGCCCACCCUGGGAGAUCCUGCUCCUGCCAGGGACCCUGAAGAAAAGAGCCCAUGGUCUGGACAAAGGUGAUGCUUUGGAUUUCACUUUUGGUCAGUUUGGCAUCCUGAUGCACAGCUCUGCCUCUGGGCCUGCAGGUGCUCUGCAAGAUCUCACCUUGUCACAGCAGCCCUCAUCCACCUGGAAGGGCACGGAGCUCCUGACGGCCAUGCCCACGGCCCCAGAGCCCAGCGGCACAGAUAACACCGCCACCUCCACGUCCGUCCUGCCGGCUGGAGAGAGGCCUGAGGACAGAGAGGCAGUGCUUCCGGGAGAGGUGGAGCCUGGCUUCACGGCCAGGGAGAAGGAGACCACCCACCCACCCGGUGAGACCACGCCACAGCCGACCACUCACCAGGCAUCAACAGCAAGAGCCACCACGGCCCAGGGGCCUGUCACCUCCCAUCCCCACAGGGACAUGAAGCCUGACCACCAUGAGACCUCAGCUCCUGCAGGACCCAGCCAGCUCGACUCUCACGCGCCCAGCGUGGAGGACCGUGGUCCUUCUGCCACUGAGAAGGCUGCCGAGGAUGGGGUCUCCACUCAGCUCCCAGCAGGAGAGGGCUCUGGGGAGCAGGACUUCACCUUUGACAUAUCUGGGGAGAACACAGCCGUGGCCGCUGUGGAGCCCGACCAGCGGAAUCAGCCCCCAGUGGACCGUGGGGCCACGGGGGCCUCCCAGGGCCUCCUGGACCGGAAGGAAGUGCUGGGAGGGGUCAUCGCUGGAGGCCUCGUGGGGCUCAUCUUCGCCGUGUGCCUGGUGGGUUUCAUGCUGUACCGGAUGAAGAAGAAGGACGAGGGCAGCUACUCCUUGGAGGAGCCCAAACAAGCCAACGGCGGGGCCUACCAGAAGCCCAGCAAACAGGAGGAGUUCUACGCCUGA
This is a messenger RNA of Puma concolor (puma), 1026 nucleotides long. The record is from RefSeq and is a predicted model, not a curated record. Lineage: Eukaryota; Metazoa; Chordata; Mammalia; Carnivora; Felidae.